GGUGCUGCGCAGGCUCCUUGUCGGGUAGGGUGCGUCUCUCAAAUGUUUCCUUUAGAAGAAUUCAUGUUCAGAAAUUGCUGUUUCUUCUCCGAGCGAUAAAAGUAAAAGUGAAAAUCUCACUUCUGCCUUUUCCAUUCUCCUCCCUGUGCUCAACAGUUAAAAAAAAAAAAAAAGAAGAAGAAAAAAAGAAAAAAAGUGAUAAUUCCACUCUUGCUUUUUUGGGAGGUUUCUCAUUCUGGGCUGUUUUCAUAUUGACUCACUGUGAGAUCACUGUGUUUCAGUACUGAAUUCAGAAGGUUUGUAAGUGCAGCCUGUAAUUGCCUGCCGUUUGGAAGGUUACCUCUGCAUCCACUGUCAACCUGCGCCUAUGGUGUUUAGACCUGUCAAGGUUUGGGUAACUGCUUGCUAGAUCCUUUCUCUUCAUGAAUCCUAUGUGAAUUGUGGCACGUGCCUAAAAGAGACUGACAUUCCCCAGAAAGCCUUCCUGAAAGAGAUAAGGUUGAUGACUGGAUUGAUGACUAAGGACAUCUGUAUUGGCUGAACUCAGCACCUAUAUUUUCUGCCUUGUUAGCAGAACUGAAGCAUGGUCGUAGGACUGGCUCUGCCCUUGUUUGCCCCCAGAUGAAAACAUUACUGUUCUCAGCUGGCUUUCAGUCUGACCAAGAAGAACUCAGUUUUCUGGAGAAAAAGUGAAAAGUAACUCAAGGAAAUGACUCUCAUGGUUUUUUUGUUAAUUUUUAUCACUGAAACAGCCACAGAGAAGCUGUGUCCUCUUCGUGCCUCCAUUGAUGUGCUAGAAGGGGAGUAUUUUUUCCUUUGUUUUCCUAAGUCAAAACAACAACAUUCUUGGAAAGAAGAACACACAAUAAACUGGCACAAAGAAAGCGCUGGAAGACAGAAGCAAAUACAGGAAACACAGAGAAUUGUAUCCCAAAUGAAUUUUCUGGAGUUUUGGCCAGUUGAACUUGGUGACUCUGGGAAUUACUUUGUCACUCAAAGCAAUGGAAGUCUCACAAUUCAAAACUGGACCUUGAAUGUACUUGAAAGAAAUAAAAGCAGCUGUUUCAAUCAGAAUCAUUUAACAACUGAAAUUCAAAGUGCUGGAAUUGGUCAUUCAUUGAAAUGCAGUGAUCUGUCUGUCAAUGAAAAUGACAGCAUAACAUGGUAUAAGGACUGUAAGAGAUAUGAAAAUGAAAGGGGAAGGGAACUGGAUUUUAAAACCUUAUCAGUUCAGCACUCUGGUAUAUAUACCUGCAAAAUUUCCAUCAGCCGUGAAGGAAAGAUAUACCACAGCACCAAUACAAUCAGGCUGGUAGUAGAAGAAGAUGCACCGGAGACUGUAACUUUGGAGAUAGUUGGACGGAAUGAAGAAAUUCAAACAGAAAUAGGUAAAGAAGAGACACUCAACUGCACAGGUUUCUUGGGUUAUUAUAUACAAGAAGAUGCCAGCCUCUACUGGUGGUUUAAUGAUACAUUUCCAAAAAAAUGUUCAGGUAUUCCUGAGGCUGACCCUCCAAUAUGUGAAGAAGAUUUAAAAAAAUCACAUUUGGGAAACAAGUUUUAUAUCACAAGGCUUCUACGGAUUAAAAAAGUAAGAGAGGAGGACUUACAUCACAAUUUCACCUGCAAAUUGCAAGCUGAUGAAAUAACGCACAUAAAAGUAGUGAAACUGAAAAAAGGAAACACCCGAGAUCUGUCCAUGCACGUAUUUACAACUGGAAUGAUCCUUGCUGUACUGUUUCCAUGUGUUGCUAUGGCUGUGGUAGUUGUCUGUGUGAUAUUCAGAGUAGACUUAGUUCUAUUCUACAGAAACAUAAGCCAAAGAGAUGACACUGCUGGAGAUGGAAAAGAAUAUGAUGCUUUUGUAUCAUACCUGAAAGACUGUGUUUCUACUAGUGAAGAAGAGAGAGAAUUUGCUUUGAGGAUAUUACCAAUGAUAUUAGAAGAAAACUUUGGGUACAAGUUAUGUAUAUUUGAGAGAGAUGUAUCUCCUGGAGGCGCUGUUGUUGAUGAUAUCCAUUCAUUCAUUGACAAAAGCCGAAGAUUAAUCAUUAUAUUGAGCCAGAACUACAUUUCUGACAGAGCCAUAUAUGAACUUGAGAGUGGACUGCAUAAAGCUCUAGUAGAAAGGAAAAUGAAGAUUAUAUUAAUUGAAUAUAUGCCUAUAAGUGACUACGAUUUCUUGCCAGAAUCACUGUCUCUUUUGCCAUCAAAGAGGGUUGUUAAGUGGAAAAAAGAUAAAUCUCUCCCUGUGAAUUCCAGAUUUUGGAAGACCCUUCGAUACCUAAUGCCAGCAAAACCUACCAAGUCAAACACCAAAGGACACUGUAUGAAUCUAGAUCUAGGCUCAGAAGGGACUCAACCAUGGACUGGAGACUGUGACUUUAGUACAGUUAUAUAGGAAUUCUGGAGAUGGAAGAUGCGGCGGAAAGCUGCCAGCUCCAAUAACUUCAAAUAGAAAACACAAACUGAAAUUGCUUUUGUGAGACAGUGUUCAUAACAGUCUGAGAUUUGAGAAGAAUGUAAGAGUCAUCACACUGGCUAGAAUCAUGUUAACUCCAGUACUAAAUUACAUCCCGAAGGAUGUUUCCUCAGCAGUCUGCACAAAGAGCUGAACUCUUACUCCGCAACAGCUUCAUUGUAACCUUUUGGUAUCACAUAUUCCUACCUGUAGAACGACAUUGGUUAAAUAUGCAUAUUUCUGAUAUUUAGGUGCUUUUGGUUUUUGUGCUUUGAUAUUUUCUAAGGAUCCUGUUUGGAAGCAGAACCAAAUGGCUCCUACUCUAGAGAGCCUGGCAGACAGGCUUUGAGCGGCACUGAGCAGAGAAGUGAAAACGGAGAAAAGCAGAGACAGGGGAGUCAGAUUUAAUCGGGCUGACAGUAUUCACUGCUGAGUAGUGUGCCAUGGUAAAAGGAGACAAGGGAAAAUAGGGCUAUGCAUACAUAAAUUAACAGCAAUUCUUAUUGCUCUUAGGUCCCAAUUCGCUGACUUUAACCAAGGCUUAAAAUAUCUGCUUUCUGUUUGCCAGUCUCUAGAGAAAUGAGGCUAUAGUAAGGCUUUUAUAGACUGUAGCUUUGUUGAUUUUCUUGAUGAUGUUUUUGUCAAUUAAUAUGUGAAUUGACAUGAUUGUUGUUUAGAGAUCAUUUCAGUGAUUCCUUUAGCAUUUUUGUACCAUUUUUUGCACUUAAUAAAAAUUUAUUUCCCCCUCUGUA
This is a messenger RNA of Gallus gallus (chicken), 3213 nucleotides long. RefSeq names its product interleukin 18 receptor 1 (gene IL18R1). Gene Ontology annotation, biological process: interleukin-18-mediated signaling pathway; positive regulation of type II interferon production. The record is from RefSeq and is marked validated. Lineage: Eukaryota; Metazoa; Chordata; Aves; Galliformes; Phasianidae. The coding region runs from base 710 to 2401 and encodes 563 amino acids. Gene Ontology annotation, molecular function: interleukin-1 receptor activity; interleukin-18 receptor activity; interleukin-18 binding. The transcript has 13 exons.